CCACGAAGGCACCAACCACUGCGGUUGGACUCACCGCCCGGCCCGGCGCUCCCCCCCACCUGGCGACCCUGACGCUGAUGGUGCCUUUGCCGUGGGAAAACGAGGCCGCCGCCACCAUCCACGCCACGCGCUACGCGGUUAGGCUCCACCACCAGCAGCACCGCGGGAGUUCCCCCGCCGCCGCCGGUGCCGGUCAGCGCGCGCGUCACGCCCCCACUCUAAUCAAUCCCCCGGUGCCCUCCCCCUGGCUAAUGCGCUCCGACGCGCGCCUCCACUUUCGCCGCGGGGCCUACCUCUCGUGACGCGGGCGCAAGCGGCCGUUGGGCAACCCGCCCGCCUGCCUGCCUGCCUGCCUGGGCGGAGAGUCCUCUCCUCUUCUCCCGGUCAGUCUCCUCACUUUCCCCCUCGCCCGAGAUCCCUCCCUUCCCUUCCCUGACCUUCUCCUCCCCCGGAAUUCAACGCCUCCCUUUCCUGCGCCAUUUCCCUCCCCAAAUCUGCGCUUUAGGCCCCGACUGUUCUUCCGGCCCUUUGCUACUACUACCUCCAAGCUUUGCUCUGCUUCUUCUCCCUUCCUUGAUUAUUGGUUACAGCGGGGGGACGACAGCUAUGGGGCUUAAUUAGGACGCAGGGUUUCUCUCCGCCGCCCCAACAGGAUCCUUCUCCCGGCCGACUGCUAGGGUUCAUCCGGGCGCGCCAUCGAUCUGCCAAGUUCCCAUCUCCCACAGUUUCCUUCUUUUGCUACUCCUCGCCUAGUCCCGGGGAAGGGGAAAAGAAACAAAGGGUCUGCCCUUUCAGCUCAUCUUUCUCUGCCUGAUCACUCAACUCAACUCUGGCAUAGUACGCUUUGAGCUUCAAGAGGGCUCUCUCUCCUUUUUGGAGCCAACAACUUCAGGCCUUGUCACAGCGGUUUUGAGGUCUCACGCGGCAGCUUCGAGGGAGAUCCCCAUGCCGGAGACCGUGAUCUUACUACUACCCAACGGAGUGGUACGUUGUGGGUCCGAUUCCCUUGCCUGAGCUGCAAAAUUUUGGAGCUUCCUUCGAGCAACCGCUGCCCCAUGGAUGGCCUUACAGACGCCGACGUCGCGCCUCUGGCGGCGGCGGCGGCGGCGGCCCCGCAGCAGCAGCAGCAGCAGAAGCGGGACGAGUGGAGCGAGAGCGGCAUCUCGCGGCUGCUCGAGGCCUACGAGGCCAAGUGGCUGCUCCGGAACCGCGCCAAGCUCAAGUGGAGCGACUGGGUCGACAUUGCCAACGAUGUGUCGGUGCACUGCUCCUCCGAGAGCGCCGCCGCGGGGAAGCCCGGCGGCAGCAGCGCCAAGACCCCCAACCAGUGCAAGAACAAGGUGGAGUCCAUGAAGAAGCGGUACCGAGCUGAGUCCGCCGCUGCGGCGCGCUCUGGCCCUGGCGCCGCUGCCAAUGCCGCCGGCCCGUCGUGGCGGUUCUUUGGCCGCAUGGAUGGACUGCUCAAAGGGCCGGGCGCUGGUUCCUCCGGUCAGGUGCAGGCUGAGUUAAGCAACGGUGUAGACCUUCGAGUCCCCCCAGCGAAAGCAGAGCCGGAGGUUGAGGUGGAAGGUGGUCUUCUCCGGCAGCUGCCAGAUGCAGGGCCAAGUGCACUUUCCGAGCUGGUGAAUGCAGAUGGAAAUGGUUUUGCGACAGAGAGAGCCGAGAAGGUUGAUUGCAGCAUGCAGAAAGAUAGCAGAGCUGUAGAUAGUGAUGCCAAUGUGAGCUCCCCGAGGAGCAAGGAGGCGAAAGAGGACGUCGAGGAGGUGGGCAAGGUCUGGGACAUGCCUAAGAAGAGGAAGAGUUCAGAAUUUGAUAUAGGGAAGAGCAUUGAGUUGCUGGCUAGCUCAUUCCUGAAGAUUGAGCAGGCCAGGAUGGAGAUGUACAGGGAGACUGAGAAGAUGAGGGUUGAGGCUGAGAUUAAGAAGGGCGAGAUGGAGCUCAAGAGAACGGAGAUCAUGGCGAAAACACAACUGCAGAUUGCUAAACUUUUUGCCAAGAGAUUGAAGGAGUGCAGCAGGACUGGUGGUAGCUCGUCAGUAGCAGCUGAUGUGGAUACCCUUACCAAGAAAGGCGAAAAUGGUUCAGGGUGAUCGAGCAACCACAGCAGCGUGUGAUUCUCUUCUCAAAGCAGGUCGACCGUCAGUUCUCUUUGUGCGAAAAAUGUAUGUGUCUGAUUAGUCCAGCUUCACCAUGAGUGAAGAAAUAGUUAGCUGUAAAAUCAAAACAAAAUAACGGAAGGAAUUGAUGGCACGAUCUGUUCCUCUCAUCCAGUGGGCUCUUAGAAAUGCAGUUUUACAAUCAGGAGUAGUAGUUUGCUAGUCCGAAUCUGUCGACUUGCAUUCCUGAAGUACUUUGCUGACAGCCAGAUGGAUGCUUCUUCCAUGUCGGUGAUAUUGUAUGGUGUCUGACUGCUGAUAGUUCGAUUCUUCCAUGUAUUAUACCGUAUCAUUGACGAUUUGACGGCUACUUUUUUCAUGUACUGUAUGUGACUUCAGGAAGUCAUUUUGUUUUGAAACUCGUGAGGAAAUUAUCUUUUGGAAUGUAAAGAAGCGGCAGAAAGGCCUUUUGCCCAAAAUUCAA
This is a messenger RNA of Brachypodium distachyon (stiff brome), 2580 nucleotides long. RefSeq names its product trihelix transcription factor ASIL1. Gene Ontology annotation, cellular component: nucleus. NCBI's taxonomy places the organism in Eukaryota, Viridiplantae, Streptophyta, Magnoliopsida, Poales, Poaceae. Gene Ontology annotation, molecular function: transcription cis-regulatory region binding. The record is from RefSeq and is a predicted model, not a curated record. The coding region runs from base 1056 to 2090 and encodes 344 amino acids. The transcript is spliced from 2 exons.